This is a messenger RNA of Trichoplax adhaerens, 1281 nucleotides long. RefSeq lists its product as uncharacterized. Gene Ontology annotation, molecular function: pyridoxal phosphate binding; sphinganine-1-phosphate aldolase activity. The transcript has 16 exons. The record is from RefSeq and is a predicted model, not a curated record. Gene Ontology annotation, biological process: carboxylic acid metabolic process; sphingolipid catabolic process. Gene Ontology annotation, cellular component: endoplasmic reticulum. NCBI's taxonomy places the organism in Eukaryota, Metazoa, Placozoa, Uniplacotomia, Trichoplacea, Trichoplacidae. Bases 1 to 1281 code for a protein of 426 amino acids.
AUGACAUUUGAAGGUCAAGUUAACUGGAAAAAAGGAAAUGUUUCCGGAACUGUUUAUAAUUACGACAAAGAGCUGACUAAGUUGAUUACCAAGGUAUACGAAAGAUUCUUAUGGAGUAAUCCAUUACACUCAGAUGUAUUUCCCGGAGUCGUUAAAAUGGAAGCUGAAGUUAUCAGAAUGUGCUUAGGUCUAUUUCAUGGAAGCAGUACAUCCUGUGGUUCGGUAACUUCUGGUGGAACUGAAAGUAUUUUAAUGGCUUGUCUCUCAUAUAGGAAUAAAGGUUACAAACUGGGUAUUUCUCAUCCGGAAAUAGUCGCACCAGUAACCGCUCAUGCAGCUUUCAACAAGGCAUGCGAAUAUUUCGGAUUGAAAUUAAUUUCUGUUCCUGUAGAUACGAACUUUCAAGCCGAUUUAACUGCCAUGCGAAGGGCUAUAACUAGCAACACUGUUUUGCUAGUUGCUUCAGCACCUCAAUAUCCGCAUGGAAUAAUCGAUGACGUUAAGAGUAUUGCGCAAGUACUUUACAGAUUAAACAUUGCUGUUUCUAGAGGAAUCGGUUUUCACGUUGAUUGUUGUCUAGGAGGAUUUCUGCUACCAUUUCUAAAUGAAGCUGGGUACGAUGAUGUUCAGUUCGAUUUUGCAGUUGAAGGAGUAACUAGCAUAUCCGCUGACACUCACAAGUAUGGAUUUGCACCAAAGGGUUCGUCUGUAGUUUUAUACAGACAUAUAGAACAACGACAUCUGCAGUAUUUUUCAGUUAGUGACUGGCCAGGAGGCAUAUACGCCUCCCCUUCCAUAGCUGGCAGUAGAUCUGGCGCGGUAAUUGCUGGUUGCUGGGCAGCUAUGGUCUCAAUGGGAUGGUCAGGAUACGUUAAAUCAACAAAAAAAAUUAUUAAAGCAGCUCAGAGGAUUAAAGAUCGGAUUAAGGAAGUUGACGGGCUCUACGUUCUUGGUGACCCUAAGCUAAGUGUCAUAGCAAUUGGUUCCAAAGACUUCGACAUAUAUCAGCUAAACCAGUUAAUGUCAGAUAAAGGAUGGAAUCUGAACGCUCUGCAGUUUCCCCCGAGUAUCCACAUUUGUUGCACCAUGACCCAUACCCAACCCGGAGUAGUCACCAAAUUUUUAAGAGAUAUAAAAGAAGUAGCAGCACAGCUAAUACAAGAACCACGAAAGACACCAAUUGGAUCUGCCGCAAUGUACGGAAUGGCUCAAACUAUACCGGAUCGAUCCAUUAUUACAGACUUAACAAAUGCUUUUUUAGAUGGAAUAUAUAAGACUUAG